This is a messenger RNA of Debaryomyces fabryi, 1851 nucleotides long. RefSeq lists its product as uncharacterized. The record is from RefSeq and is a predicted model, not a curated record. The coding region runs from base 1 to 1851 and encodes 616 amino acids. The transcript has a single exon. Lineage: Eukaryota; Fungi; Ascomycota; Pichiomycetes; Serinales; Debaryomycetaceae.
AUGAAUGUUACUAGUAAAGGGUAUUAUACGUCAGAUUAUUUAAAUAAUGUUACCAGAAAUCGACAUGUUGGGCUGCCUGAUAACGAACGGAAGCAAUAUGACUACUCCAGUCGGCCAUUGAACAGAUCACAUAGUCCACGUAUAGCCACAUCUGUUUCAGGAGAUCACUCACCAAACUCAGUUAGAUCGAGAACACCUGUUGCUAGAACUAGGACGCCUUUAUCACGACCAAGAACACCCUCACAAAUGGAUGAUGCAAAAGUUGCAAGUGCUCCUGGAUCGCCUUUAUUAUCACCGACUGUCGAAAAUUUCGGUCAACAUGCUGGAAAGGUAUCAAGCACCAGUUCUGGUUCAAAGGAAGAAGUUAUCUAUGAUCCGGACUAUUUGGAGCAAGGAAUAACGCCUGCGGAGUUAAAUGUACUCCAGAAUAAGAAUUCCCGGCAUUAUUCACAUAAGGUUCCAAGAGAUAAAGCAUUGAUAAACGGAAAAGUGAUCAGACAGUCUGUGAAGUAUCCCAGGGGGGAGUAUUAUAUUAAACAGAAGCAAAGAUACGAUGAAUCGCCGUACAAACCAAAGUUUUAUACUCACAAGACCUUCCGAGAAGUGUUUGAAGAUGAGCAGGAGUUGCUGGAAAAAUAUAACCCUAUGGAAUCAGUGUUUGAUGAUCCAGAAUCGAAGAGGGAACAAGAGCAAAACCAAAUAUUUAAGAGAGCUUUUAAAACAAUACAGACUAAACUAGGCAAAGAUAACUACAAUGAAUAUGAUUAUUAUAAAAAUAAAAGCAUGUCUCCCAAUGAAAAAAGAGAUGUGUUUGUUAAUGCAGCAGGCACCAGUUCUGGUAAUGAUGACGAUGAAAAUGACUUAAACAAUAAAAUUUAUUUAACUGAAGAGGAAAGAAAACAAUUGAAGAAAAAUAAAAAUUUCAAAAAUGUGUGGAAAAGAAAGUUGAAGAAAGCUUCGAAAGAAUUAAGCAAGGAUUAUUCCAGUAAUCUUGAUUACCUGAAUGGAAGGAUAGAGAAUAUUUCAACUACUGAACCAAUAGUACUUGAACCAGAAGAGCCGAAGGAGGUAGGAAAUGCAGGCCCCGGUCCUAAGGCUGAUCCAGAAUUUCAUCCUUUAUGGAAUUAUAUACUAUCUUGGUUGGUGUAUGAUCAAACUGAAACACCAGGCUAUCAAGAGGAACCAGUAGUUAAUAAUAGCUUCAGAUCAAAAAAGAAACUGGGUAUGAAUAAGGACACCGUCAAGUUCGACUUGAGAAACAUAAAGAAAAAUUACCAAGGCGUGGUCAAUAAGUGGGGUCAACCAGCUUCUGCGUUAUUUACCAAUGGGCAAAUCCCCCAAAAUCAGAAGAGUAUAAUGAGAAGACUGGCAGGAUCAGCUCUUGCGGCCCCACCAGGAUUGCUAGAUGAUCUGUCACAAGAGUUUAUUAUUGAACUUGAUGAUGCAGAUGAUGAAGAAAGCUAUUUAGACGAAGAACUAUAUUAUGACCCCUCGAGCAGGCAGUUGCAAAGAAAUCCUCCAACCUCUUUUUCAUCGCUAUAUCCGCAAGCAAGAUUCAAUAAGCAAAGAAGAAAUUCAAUGUUGGAUUCAUCAAAGGGCCCGGUUGCUAUCAUUUCAAAUUUGAACACUCUCAUUAAGAAUAUUAAAAUAAUGAGAAUUAUUUUUGCACCCAUUGAUAUUAUUGCUAUGAAUUUUCCCAACUUGCAGACAUUAGUUAUAAUGAUUGAACUAGUGAUCUUUUUGUGGCUCCUUUAUGAAUUGAGUCUCUUGAUUGAUGCAUUAUGUAUGAUGGUAAAAGCUGUAUGCGCACCUAUGAUUGCAAUGGGACGAUUCAUGAACAGAAUUAUGUAA